Molecule: messenger RNA, 839 nt
Organism: Vitis riparia (riverbank grape)
Lineage: Eukaryota; Viridiplantae; Streptophyta; Magnoliopsida; Vitales; Vitaceae
Exons: 4
Coding region: 80-580 (166 amino acids)
Source: RefSeq, a predicted model, not a curated record
UCCAAUCUCUCUCACACUUUAUAAAGAGUUUCUCGAGAAAAAGAAAGAAGGAAGAGAUCAAAGAAAAAGAGAGUAAAAAAUGGAGUGUUGCGGGAGGCCAAACAGGAGCGAUGUUCAUUUGUCCCAGGAGGAAGCCGCGAGAAUUGAGGAGGAGACGAGAGACUACUUCGAUGGAAUUGCUCCUAAGCGUCACGCCAAACCUAGCCGCAGUGAACAUUCUUCUCAAUACGUUGAUCCUCCCUCCGAUCGCCAGCAGGAAGACAUUCCUGAAUUUCUUAAGUUCCAACACCUCGAAAACGAUCCUCAGAAACUGGUUUACAGUGGGAGUGAAGUAACAGAGGAGUUUGUGGAGACAGAGUAUUACCAGGAUCUCAAUUGCAUUGACAAGCAACACCACACGACAGGAACUGGGUUCAUCAAAAUGGAGAAUGCAGACGGCAAAAGCUUCAAUCUGGCGGCUAAUUCUGCAACCUGCUGCCAGGCCUCUUCCAAGGGAAACCCAGCGACUAAUGACUGGAUUCCAGCUGCUGCUGAUAAGGUAGCUUUCUCUUCUGAUAAGCCAAACAGGAGCGAGAACUGAGAGGGGGAGCCGGGAGGGGUUAUGGAAAAUUAAGAAUAAUUGAACCCGUGGCUCGAUAUCGUCCUCCUAUUGAAUAAACUAGAUGUUAUUCUCCUUCUCUGCAUUUUGUUGUGGCAUUGUAGACUUCAUGUUAUUUGUUGUUGUCUCUGCAUUUCAUUGUGAACGUGUUGGGUUUUCAGGGUUUAUAAUAAGUAAGGUUGUAAGUGGAUUAUGUUAUUUUAUUUGGCAAUCUCAGUCUCAGAUGCUUUUGGUUUUUCAA